GAAUAAUUACUUCUCUACAUUGUUCCAGCUUCUAUACUACAUCCUAUCAGUCGCCAUGGCGACAACGAAUUCCAUUAUGGAAUCGUUGGUCAGCCAUAUCGUUCUCCCUCCCCGGCUCCCAGGGAAGGAUGAUAGAAACGAAGGAUUGGAAAGUGCUAUUGUUGACCAUUUCAUCGUGGCCUCCAGGGCGAUGAGAAGCAUCACGAGGGACAAAAUGUCUGAGAAUUGGGAUUGGAUCCGUCGAUCACUGGAAACGGCGAAAUUGUUGAAUGCUAGAGGAAGACUGUCAAGAGAUACGCUCUUGUCUGAAUUUCAAUCUCUCCAGAAAAAUGUCUGUUUGAUUCUCAAUAUUGCGGAGCAGAACGCAGGUCUACUCAUUUAUCGUUGUGAGGAGCGCAUAGUCUUCGAGUCUUUCGAGACAUCGGCAUCCGCACAGGAUGUUAUGGCUGCCGAGAAUGCCUUAGAAUGGAGUUUCCCUGGGUAUACAGUCGAUAUCCCUUUGUCAACAUUCAGCGAACCAACCUUUUUGAAAGAGCUGGCAAUUUUCUUAGAGCAAUCCAGCACUGAAUCAAUCAAACGAUUUGCUGCAAGAACAUCUAAGGCUGGUUCUCUCGUCAUCGAGGAACGCGACACGGCUUCGUGCGCCCUUAUAUCUCAAAUGCUCAUGACGCUAUUGGAAGGGAAUGGGCGUAGAAUAUAUCCUAAAAUUCUGAAGAAGCGCAUUCGAGACGAUGUACUAUGGUUCAAUGCUGCGAAGCCAUGGAGACGAAAUCCCCUUUACCUCGUAUUGCGAGUUGCCAUACAAAGACAACUAUACUCAAUGUCAGAUUCUGGCCGGACACAGUACAAAUUCAUGAGGUGUCUAGCUAUGGCACAGCUUCUUGAAUUUCAUAUGUACAAUAUUAGCCUCGAAUCGCUAUCAUACUUGAAAGUCAAACUAUGUCGACGCCUUGCCAAGCUUGAAAAUGAUGAUGUCAGAUCAUCAAGUUCUCUGGGAGCUGUGUACGAACACACCUUCAAGGCUUUGCGACCCAGUUUCCAAAAAGCAAUUCAGCGGGCCUCAGAACGAAUUGAAUCAGAGUGGCUAGCAUUCAAGCGGUCUAAUCAACGACCAAUCAUGACACUUCCAAAACGCGCUGCGGAUCGUGAUUUGUACUUAACACUCCCCAAGAGUGGCGGUUAUCUACAGCGCAUCAUGAACGAGGCUCUUCGUCCACCUCAACAGUCUUACAACUCCGUAAAGAAAGUUGAUGUAUCUGCAGCUGCUACCAGGAAGAUUGGGAAUUUUGGAGAUCGAUAUAUUACUCUUUGCGACAUGGAAAUUGGCAUUGAGUUGAAACAUUAUUUUCCAUCUGCCACCAAUCUCGAAAAUCAAUCACAAUGCAGGGAGAUCUCACGAGAAAUACAUAGAUACCUCAAGAAAUCCGAAGACGCUUAUUCUAUUAAUUCCGAAGAACGUUCCAUAAUGUUGUUGAGCAUUAUGGAGCUUUGGAUGUCUAUGGAUAUCUUUGUAUGUGUUCUCUUUCCAUUGCUUAAGAAUUUUCAUCCUUUCUUCAAGCCCGAGAUGAUGGAUGUUUUGCAACUAUCUCUGUAUAAAGACAUGUGUAGACUACAAAAAGUUCAGAUGUAUAUACAAGAUCGCUGCAGAGCUGCGAUCGGUAACGGACAUAGAACCAUAUUCGAGGAUCCAACACAAGGAUGCUUUGCCGACCGCUACUUUAACGAGUCUGAUGAAGCUUCAAAGCUGCAAGAGCUUCUUGAAGCUAUAGAGCUUGACGCUGAGCAAUCGCGCCAGGAAAAAGUAGCAGAUUGGUUGAAUCUGAGUCAAAAGUAUGACAAUCUUAUCAAAAUGAUCAACGAGAGCACCUGCAUAUACACAAUCGAUGGUCACAGCCCAAAUUGUCCAAAAUGCUUGAUGGAGGAGCGGGCCAAGUUCUUUAAGAUCCAGGUAUACGAGCACCCUUUACCUUCAGACCCCAUUCAAAAAAGGGCAGUAAUCUUCGAGCUGUCUUGCCCAUUGGCAUUUUCGAAUUAUCGAGAUACAACCUGGAAAGUCUUGAUCGCGUUGGCUUUUCCAUCAAAUCAAGCUGUUUUCCCGGAACCUAGGGUUCUUUUGAAAAAUUAUCCAGGACUUUCGAGAUACAUGAAGAACACAGAGAGUGGGAUCUCAUUAGGAUCGACUAGAAAAAUAUUUCACAAUACUCAUUAUCGCACCGUUAUAUUCCCUGUUGGCAUUGAUGAUGUGUGUCCCUCCAAUACCCUGAGAUUAUCCUACUACGAUUUUCGUUCUCAGCGAUGGCCAAGCCGAGAUUUUCAAAAUCAAAAACCGUCAUUUUCGCAUCAUUUCAAAUUCAUUUUGCCCCAAACGUCGCCGUUCUCGAUGCUUAUGCAAAAUCUUUCUGUUAGUACGGAUGGUAUUUCGUCAUACGAAGUCAUUGCCAGUCAAUCAAAAUGUCCUAGAGGCCUCAAUGUUCACGAGUUUAUGGCCUACCAAGCACUGAUCUCGGGCAAGACACGCCGCCUUACACAAUUGUUGAUAGAGCUUGGUUCUCAGAAUUUAAACUUCAGUACCGAAUCAAUGGCUGUCUUGGUUUCGCGUUUGAUACUCGAAGUUGGGCCUAACAACGAUGGUGACUCUUUGCGUGUCAUUCAUAAAUCAUUUCGAGAUAACAAUUUCUGUUCUAGGAUGUUGGAGCAAUUGGACCGGAGACUGAAAAAUAUCAGGACAAACUAUCGCGAAAAUUAUUCCAUGCAGACGAUAUUGACCAUAUUAUUACGCAUCAAGCAGCUGGCGGCACCCAUCAUCGUCAAACUAGCCUCCGAGGUACUCGAAACCGCUCGGUCAAUUACUUCAUCUUGGGUGAAGAUUCUUAGAGAAGAAAUCAGGCAAGCAGGUGAUUCUGAUGCUGCUUCCAGAUGCCAAUCAUACUGUUUGUGGGCUGCUCUUCUCUGCCGACGAACACUUUUCGAUUACGACAACAAAAUAUUACAACCUGCUGCACUUCGUUGCUUUAUUGAAUGCUCAAUUACGCUACAAGACAACCUUUCCAAUGACCCUGCGCUGGCCCCACCAGGGCUCAAGAAUGCUAUCAUUCAAGACCUGAAAGCUGUUUAUCGCAUGAGACAUGUUUUACGUGAAUCUCUAAUUGCUAGUCCUGAAUCCUUACUACAAGCAGUAGGUAUUGUAUGGCCAUUACCAGAAGGAAGCCAGCCGCGUGUAUCAUCAUCUUUGGCUUUCGAUUGUCCUGAAAAGUGGUGGGUCUAUGCGAAAGUUAGUGGCUCGUCUAUCAUGAAAGAACAGACAUUGAGUUUCCAUCUAUUCUAUGGCUACCUCUUGAUAGACGGCCAACCGCUUGGGAUGCUCCCUUCCGAGUAUAGAGCUUCCGCUAUUCUUCGAGACCUCUUUGGUGAUAUCAACCUUCUCACCUUUCCUUCUUCAUUGCCCGGCUCUCAGUUCCAAUUAACAAAUGAUCAAUUCGGCCAUACAGUCCAUCUUGGUUCCCGUGACGGAAAAGUGGUUGUGCGAGCCUGUUCGGGAAAAACCAUUCUGGAACUCGUACCCAGCAGUGUAUUUUACACCGAUAACAAUUUUGAUUUACCAAUACCCCUAGUGCUUGAUUGUAUUCAUUGGCUCGACUUAACUACAGGGAUUAUCGAAAUUCGGCAGAAGCCGCAUGUUUGGAAGUUCAAAGAUGCCAACUGGCGCCUGAAUGUUCGAACUCGCAAAGCUUGGCGUCGUUCUUCCUGUUUAGUUGAUCCAUUUAGCACAACAUUCAAACGUGUUCACAGGAUCCUUGAAUAUUUUGAGCAGCCGGGCCACUUGACCGUUUACCAGCCGGCGAGAAACAAUCUCACCGUUGAGCUCAAACGUCUUUCCUUAUCUUUUACGGUUAAUCACAAAAAGUAUCUUGCAUCGUCACAGCUACAUGCAGAAAUAGACGCGGAUCAGGAUUGUGGAACUUGGUAUGGACUACGAAGUAAGAUUGUACUGCGCGAUACUAUCAAUCCACGAGUGCGUAGUAUUCUCGUACCAAUGCCUGGUAAUGAUCCCAACAGUAUAAAAUCUCGAUGCCAUGGAAUACAUGUUCAAGUACACAUCGAAAACAUUGGAGAAUAUGGUCGUUUCUUUGUCAAUGAUACCUUGGGGCGCAUCGAUUGUUCAGCCGAGCCUUGGCAGCUUUACACCAAAGCUUUACUGCAUAGCAUGACAUCUUUCCUUCUACCAGAUAUCCUGACCAAGCGUACAGGGACAGAGGAGGCUGUUGCGUGUUUAACAUCCGGUCUUUACCAGCCUUGGAUACCUCUCAACCUAACAUCGCGCUUGUGUCUUUUGAAAAUUGCGAGGCUUAGCCCAGACAGGGGGUACUACCCGGAAGAUGGGAAAUCUAUGCAGAAAGUAGGAUGGAAUGAUAAGUGGACAACCACCAUUCAAUACGACGGCUACGAGUCGAUAGUUCAAGAAAUAAUUGACAAAAGUGACGAUUUAGAAAGAUUUUCCCAUGAAAAAUCACAAGAAAUUUUAGAGCCGAAGAGAAUUCGACAACAACACCUUGUUAAUCGAAGUUAUACCCGCUUGAGACUUUUCAAGCGCCACGAUGGAUUUCUUGAGAAUCAAAUAAUCGCUCAAGAUCUUGUGUAUGAUUCAAGAGACAAGUACUGUGCUAGUCAAAGGCGCAAGAAUGUCUUAGAAUGUGUUGAUCAAAUCAUACAAUGGCCUCAAAAAACACAUGCCUUAGCAGAUUUGGCCGGGAUGCUGCAGAGAUACCCUAAUAUAAAUGGCUUCCACGCAGAACCCGAGAAAGUUCUCUUGUCGGAUCGUUUAGAUGUUGAUUUUGGUGCAUCAUUCGGCCCAUUAUAUCAGUUCUGUCGAAAAGCUUCUGUCAACGACAAGUUUCGACUCCAAUUCCAAUUUUCUUUGAUGUCAUUUCGAGACGAUAUCGAAAUGGAUUUGGUUAGGGUAUUGCUGGCGUGCUCUGUAUUGAAAGACUUGAAAAAGUUGAAUCCACCAGACUAUCUCAAUUAUGCUCACUUCCGUCCAAAUCAAACUCCGCAUCUUGCAUACAUCAUACAAUUGCUAAAGCCGUGCCGUAUAGCCUACCCGCAAGACUUCCGUGAUACUUUUGAAGGAUUCAAAUUGCACGCAAAACAGCGCAAGAAUCUAGAACGUCAAAAAUAUCAGUACGAAACCCAGACAGAUACUGAUUGCGAGCUAUUUGCGAAGUUUUUACUUGCUCAAUGGCCGUGCCCAGAACCUUCCAUUGUCAAUUUUUCGACUCCUGUACAUAUAGAUAUCGCCAAAGCUAUGAGAAUUAUCCGCCCGGAUUGGGAAAGAAUCUUCCAGAAUAUAGAGCUCUCCAAGUAUCUCGAGCAAGUUCAAAAAUUACUUUUUCGAGCUUACAGUGGAACCAAUUUUCAGCUGCCUAAUAUGGAGAUUCAAAAACAAUUAGUGUAUGCAUCAAGAGUCCGUGGCAGUGAAUUUCCUAUGACGCCGAAAGAUUUAAUGCGAAUGCCAUGCAAGGUCAUGAUAGCAUCGACGAUAGUAGCUCCGUCUAAUAUACCGGCCGAGACAUCGAGUCACAAUGGUCACAUAAUCUCUCAAGAAGCGUCUCUUCUCGAGCGCAUCGUUUUAAAACUCAUGAGCAAUGAAUCCUCGUUGGUACGCCAAAAAUAUGGACAGGGACUGCUGCAAAGCCUGUCAUCAUUCAAAUUAUUUGAGCAAAUUCAGAAAAGCAGUGGAAAGAAUGUCGACCGUCUAAAGCUUUCCAGUGAUAUAGAAAAGACUAGAAGCGCGAUAAGAGAAAUCUUCAAGGAGAUUUGUCGAUCAUUUGACAGCCCGAGUGCUGCAUGGUUACGACCAGGAGGCUUGUACCCAUGCGUUUCAACCAUUACACUGCUUGAAAAUCUACGUUCUAUCUCAAGCAAAGAAGUUAAGUUUGGGAGUGGCAUGAGAGAGACUUUGAUCAAUUAUGCUUUACAUAUUACAGAACUUCAAAGAUUCCUGAGAAUUGAAGAAGCAUUUUUAAAAGGUGAUCAACAACGCUUGAUUGAAGAACAGAAUAAUCCAGGCCAUUCAAAUUGGCAGCCAAUCGAAGAGCCUGAUUGGCUUUUAAUCGAGGUGGAAGCGAAUGUUCUUAUUCGUCCUGAUCAAGUUGACGUAGCCAGAGCUACGAUUUCUCCAAAAUCUAACUCAAAUUCUGUUUUACAGAUGAACAUGGGACAAGGAAAGACGUCGAUUAUUGUACCUAUGGUGGCGUGUAAGCUAGCCAAUGCCGAGCGCCUCGUGCGAAUCAUUGUGCCGAAACCAUUAUUGAUGCCAACGGCGCAAUUGUUACAAGCACGUCUCGGAUCUCUUUUAGGUAGAAGCGUCCUCCACGUACCAUUUUCAAGAAAGACUCCUACAGAUACAGUGAAGAGGUAUUUCAAUUUGCACAAGGUGGCCCUUGAAAACUCAGGCAUCGCUAUUGCUUUGCCGGAACAUAUCCUUUCAUUCCGAUUAUCUGGGCUUCAACGUCUUUCUGAUGGUCAUAUAAAUGAGGGAAAAUCGAUGGUAAAGGUACAGCAAUGGUUAAAUAAUCGUUGCCGAGAUGUGAUGGAUGAAAGCGAUCAGAUUCUUUCAUUACGCACACAGCUGAUAUAUCCGAGUGGUGCUCAGAACUCGGUUGACAAUUAUCCUCACCGUUGGGAGACGGCCCAAGCUUUGCUGGCUCUUGUAGAAGGGCAUCUAUACAAUCUCGAGAAAGAUUAUCCUCAUAGUAUCGAAGUUGUUCGAAGAGAUUGUGGGGGCUACCCUAUGCCAUUUUUCCUCCGAAAGGAUGUCGAGGAGGAGCUGCUAAAUCGACUUGUUGCUGAUAUAUGUACUGGGCGAACUUCAAUUCUGGAUAUGUCCCGUUGCUCAAAAUUGGAUCGUAUAGCCAUUAGGGAUUUUAUAACAAAGCCCAAGGUUAGCACAGGUGUAUCCAAGGUUGUGAAAGGUAUAUUUUCGGAUAAACCCGCAAUGAAACGCAAUCUCUUAAACGUUCGCGGUCUCUUAGUACACCGAAUAUUGUUGUUAGCUCUGAAAAAGAGGUGGCACGUACAGUAUGGUCUUCACCCCGAUAGAGACCCUAUUGCCGUUCCGUUCCAUGGCAAAGGUGUACCCUCAGAUCAAGCUGAAUGGGGUCAUCCAGACGUCGCAAUACUUCUUACUUGUUUAGCAUUUUACUACGAUGGAUUAAAUAACAAGCAAUUGCACCAAGCCCUCGAGCAUGUUCUCAAAUCAGACGAUCCGGCCUCGAUAUAUGAUCAGUGGUCUAUGAGCUGUUCUGUGCUGCCUGAUACGUUGCGGGAUUGGAACAGCAUUAAUCUUGAAGAUGAACAACAAAUGCUUGAGCUAUGGACCCAUUUCAAUCAAUCUCCAGUAAUCAUCGACUACUACUGUAACAAUUUCGUAUUUCCGGCACAUGCCAAAUCCUUCAGUCUCAAACUACAAGCUAGCGGCUGGGAGAUUCCUCUAUCGUCAGCGGACAAUCUAAAUUCCAUUACGACAGGAUUUAGUGGCACAAAUGAUAAUAGAAACUUACUACCGCUCAAUCUUAAGCAGCAGGACUUAGAGGGACUUGCCCACACCAACUCUGAGGUACUUACCUACUUGCUUCAGCACAGAAACCGGCGAUAUGUAGUUGCGGCUGACGAACGAGGCCGCCAUCUCUCUGAGAUUGACUUAUUGCGUAAGAUCUCAAAAUUGGGCAUCCGAGUGCUUAUAGAUGCUGGAGCCCAGAUCCUUGAGUUGAGUAAUGAGUUGCUUGCAAGAUCAUGGCUUGAGAUCGACACACAAGCACAAGCUGCUGUUUACUUUGACGAAGCAGGAAAGCCGAUGGUGGUCUAUAGAAAGUACAGACCGGUGCCGUUGUCAGCUUCACCAUAUUCCGAUGACUUAAGAGAGGUUGUUGUUUAUCUUGAUGAAGCCCAUUGUCGUGGAAUUGACUUAAAAAUGCCUGCUAAUGCCUGUGGAGCGCUAACCUUAAGUCUCGGACAAAGCAAAGAUCAUACUGUACAGGCAGCAAUGAGACUGAGACAACUCGCAACUACUCAAUCUGUUAUAUUCUUCGCACCACCUGAGGUCAAUCAGAGUAUAUUGGACUGUGUUAAAAAGAUCCAUGGUAAUUACCUGGACUCGUACGACGUCAUUUGUUGGCUUCUGGAGCAGACAUGCGUAGGCAUAGAGCUCAUGCAGCCACUUUAUUAUUCUCAAGGCAUUGAUUAUUGCCGUAGAGUUCAAGCUGCUGCUGAUAAUGUAGAUUUUCUCACUAACGCGGACCAGCGAGAGCAGUAUCUAGACACCCUCAGGCAAAAGGAGCAGCUUUCUUUACAUCAACUUUACGGAAUUAAAACCAAAACUAAGACUGUAAUUGGUGCUAGCGAAUUGAAGUCCCAGACAGCUAGUUUUGUCAAAGAGCUCAACGCAAUGCGGAGAAGCUUUCGAGAUACUGGCGAUGCUGUUCAUCAUACUGCUCUACAAGAAGUCGAACAAGAGAGAGAAGUUGCCUACGAAGUCGAAACUGUGCGUGAGGCUCAGAAACCUAUCCAUUAUGCCGCUUGGUCAUUCCCUGGUCUGGAAAAGGACAUUGUAACCUUUGUCAGAACUGGCCGAAUUCCAGCAGGUUCCGCAUGUUGCGAACAUGCUUUUACAGCUCUGAGAAAAACCGAAAUUGGUAGGAAAUUUGGAAUCAAUGCUGAAGCUCUCAACUCUCAACUAUUUGUGUCUAAAGAAUUCAUGCGCUCUGUUAAAGUGAUUCAACCGCAUGAUAAUUUUCUGCGACAAGUAAGUUGGGUUCUGUGGAGUCCUGUGAGCGAAACCGCGCUGGUUGUGAUACCUGAAGAAACGGAGCUCCUCAUUCCAAUUCUUUGUAACUGUCUAGCUCCUGCGUGUUUCCUCUUGACGUAUGCAGCUCCUACGACCCGAAAAAUGCUUGUUAACUUCAAUGAUCUCCGAUAUUAUUCUAUACCCGCACUUUCAAAGGACUGGGUUGCGCCAACAUGGUUAUCAGUACAGUUGGGUAUUUUUUCGGGAGCUCUUUACUUUGAAUACUCUCAAUAUGACUAUCUUCGUGGAUUCUUGGGAUCUGGAAAAGCGAAGACUAUGGAAGAGAUACAAGAAGACUGCUUGGAAGAAGAUUGCCAUGUCGUCGAUGGGAAUGUUAAUGAAAAUGGCAAUGGAAAAGAUCAUAUCUCCGUCGGUUUCACGUCCAAACCUCUAACAUUUCUGCAAGAAUGGUUGAGUAUUAGGCGCAAAGGGCAAGACUUUUCCCAUACCCCCAUGGGAUACAUUUGUCAAGGCAAAGUACUUACUGAAACUCAUCCAUUCUUCAGUAAGAACGAAUUGAGCACCACUGCAAAGCUCACUCAGUCUAACCGCAGAGGAAUACUCGGUUCAAAGGGAGUUUCAGCGAGGACUACGUAUGAUGAUGACCUUAAUGAUGACUGGGCAGAUAUGAAUGCCGAUGAGAAUGGAGUAAUAGUGGGCGAUGACAGUGAUUCUGAGGACUAUGAUCAGUAUGAGAAUGAGGAGACUAGUAGUGGAAGUGUGUUCACUGAUUUAGAGGAUGAAUUUUAAGACGUCGAGAACUUUGUGGUUCACUUUUCAUCGAAAUAUCGAGCGUUAGUGGGUCUAGAAUAUUGUAUUUACUUACAAAUAUUGCUUUAGUGUCUUAGAAACAUAAAUAUUACUUUGAUAAUGUGGAUAGAAGUGACUUGAAUGUACUCGAAGCA
Messenger RNA from Botrytis cinerea B05.10, 9747 nucleotides. RefSeq lists its product as hypothetical. The record is from RefSeq and is a predicted model, not a curated record. Bases 56 to 9592 code for a protein of 3178 amino acids. NCBI's taxonomy places the organism in Eukaryota, Fungi, Ascomycota, Leotiomycetes, Helotiales, Sclerotiniaceae. The transcript has 10 exons.